Messenger RNA from Mus musculus (house mouse), 1958 nucleotides. It is a transcript of the gene Enpp7, whose product is annotated as ectonucleotide pyrophosphatase/phosphodiesterase 7. Bases 37 to 1356 code for a protein of 439 amino acids. The record is from RefSeq and is marked validated. Gene Ontology annotation, cellular component: microvillus; Golgi apparatus; plasma membrane. The transcript is spliced from 5 exons. Gene Ontology annotation, molecular function: sphingomyelin phosphodiesterase activity; phosphoric diester hydrolase activity; zinc ion binding. Gene Ontology annotation, biological process: negative regulation of DNA replication; negative regulation of cell population proliferation; sphingomyelin metabolic process. NCBI's taxonomy places the organism in Eukaryota, Metazoa, Chordata, Mammalia, Rodentia, Muridae.
GCUCCACUCCUGGCCUGAGCCGCCUGAGAGCCGGUCAUGGGACACUCAGCUGUCCUUCUCUGUGUGGCUCUGGCCAUUCUUCCAGCUUGUGUCACUGGGGCCCCUGUCCAAAGACAGCAUAAGCUACUCCUCGUAUCCUUUGACGGAUUCCGCUGGAACUAUGACCAAGACGUGGACACCCCCAACCUGGACUCCAUGGCUCAGGAAGGGGUAAAAGCCCAGUAUAUGACUCCUGCCUUUGUCACCAUGACCAGCCCCUGCCACUUUACACUGGUCACCGGCAAAUACAUCGAGAACCAUGGGGUGGUCCACAACAUGUUCUACAAUACCACCAGCACGGUGAGGCUGCCCUACCACGCCACGCUCGGUAUCCAGAGGUGGUGGGACAACGGCAGCAUACCCAUCUGGAUCACAGCCCAGAGGCAGGGCUUAAAAACCGGCUCCUUCUUCUACCCCGGUGGGAACGUCACCUACCAAGGAGAGGCCGUAACGAUGAGCCGGAAGGAGGGCGUCUUACACAAUUACAAAAAUGAGACGGAGUGGAGGGGGAAUGUGGACACGGUGAUGAAGUGGUUCCUGGAAGAAGAUGUGUCCCUGGUCACUCUCUACUUUGGGGAGCCAGACUCCACUGGCCACAAGUAUGGCCCUGAGUCCCAGGAGAGGAAGGACAUGGUGAAGCAGGUAGACAGGACUGUGGGCUACCUCCGGGACAGCAUCAAGCGCCACCACCUCUCCGACAGCCUCAACCUGAUUAUCACAUCGGACCACGGUAUGACAACCGUCAACAAGAAGGCUAGUGAUCUGGUGGAGUUCCACAAGUUCUCCAACUUCACCUUCCAGGACAUCCAGUUUGAGCUGUUGGACUAUGGGCCUAUCGGGAUGCUGAUACCCAAGGAAGGGAUGCUGGAGAAAGUUUACAGUGUCCUGAAGGACGCCCACCCCAGGCUGCAUGUGUACAAGAAGGAGGACUUCCCGAAGAACUUUCACUACGCCAACAACCCCAGGAUCACACCUCUGCUCAUGUACAGUGACCUCGGCUAUGUUAUCCACGGGAGAGUGAAUGUCCAGUUCAACAAUGGUGAACAUGGCUUCAACAACCAAGACAUGGACAUGAAGACCAUCUUCCGGGCCGUGGGUCCCAGCUUCAAGGCAGGCUUGGAGGUGGAACCCUUCGAGAGUGUCCAUGUGUAUGAGCUCAUGUGCCAGUUGCUGGGCAUUGUGCCCGAGCCCAACGAUGGGAAUCCUGGCAUCCUGCGACCCAUGCUCCGGUCAGGGUCCGCGUCCUUGCUCAGCAGUCAGCACCACUUGGUGGCGUUGUUGGUGGGGAUCCUAACAUGUCUGGCCAAGGUCCUAUAAUGCCCCACCACUUAAUCCAGUUCCGAGGCCCAGAAGGCAGAGGAGGCUCAAAGCAUGAAGCUGAGACUCUGUUUCCUGCGUCUCAGCCUGAAGUUUCCUUUCCCACGAAGCACCUUCCAGAUUCUCACUCUUUCCCUUCCCCACUUCACCCACUCCCACUUCCAGUGCAGGAGCCAGAACACAGCAGCAUCUGGAUUCUACCAAGCUGGUGACUCCAACUAGCCUGGAAGCCAGAGAACCACUCCUGAGGCCCCCUCCAGCACAGGCUUGGAGGACAUCUCUGUAGACAGGCCAUCAGAUCCCUGCAACAGUCACACUGCCCCUCCCCCCCAGAUGCCUCCCUAGCAUCUACCCAGAGCCACCCACUCCUUCCUGCCACCAUCCUCCGGUGCAGACCUCAAACCUCACGCUGAACUGGUUUGAGAACAGCAAAGCUAGCUGGUUCUGGAGUGCACCAGGAGCCAGCCUCGCUCUGAGGACACCCCAGCAUGACUGAGUGACAAGACCAGUCUAUUUUGUGUCCUGUGCAGUCUCAACCCUUGGCCAGAGCAGAAGAAGGUCAUUCUGCUCUUCUAGAAACAUAAAACAGCUCACGCAAUGCC